This is a messenger RNA of Juglans microcarpa x Juglans regia, 3692 nucleotides long. RefSeq names its product dof zinc finger protein DOF1.4. Lineage: Eukaryota; Viridiplantae; Streptophyta; Magnoliopsida; Fagales; Juglandaceae. Gene Ontology annotation, biological process: regulation of DNA-templated transcription. The record is from RefSeq and is a predicted model, not a curated record. The transcript is spliced from 2 exons. Bases 1992 to 3062 code for a protein of 356 amino acids. Gene Ontology annotation, molecular function: DNA binding; DNA-binding transcription factor activity.
CUUGCCAAGAAUAUCAUUCAAAAUUCCAAUAAAUUACCUUCUUUAACCUACAACUUACGUACAGUCCACACACUGAUCUAUAGAGUAACUGUACAUGACAUGUGUUCUUUGUAAAGAGCAACUUGUCAGUAUAUUAUAUAUAAUAUAUAUAUAUAUAUAUAUAUUAUAAAUACUUACCCGGAAAACAUGUCGGUAGUAUUUUAGUUACCAAAAAUCAAAGUUCAACAAGCAGAGUACUGCUGAAGAAUAAUGAUGGGAAGUAGGGUGGAGGAGAAGAUCCCUUGGGGAACUACAAAAUCCGUUUGCUCCCCUCAAACUAGCUUUGCUUUUUCCUUCUUUUUCCUCAGGAGCUGAGCUGCCCACCACAUGGUUCUGCACCUCAGGGCUCCACACACACUCUCUCUCUCUCUCCCACCAGACACCAUUAACGGUUUCUUUUCCAAUUUAUUUGGUUUUUCAUGAAUUAUUUUCAAACCAAAUUGGAUGAGAGAAGAAACACAGCCACUCAGCAAGAGCCAAUUCGAAGAGCGUAUACUGUUCUUUCCUACUUUUGAGUCUGAGAAGUGUAGCUUCAGGAAUUUUGAAUAGAAAAAAGCUGUUUUCCAAGUGAUCCGUUUGUCGAUACACUACAAAGUUUCUAAUAUUACUAUUUUGACUUUUUUUUUCCGAUGGUAUUAUUAGUGGAUCCAAUAAUAAGCAUGGAACUCUAUUCAUACCUACUGUUUCUACGUCAGGUAACCUCCUUAACGUGAAUCGAGGCUUAAAACAAAAUCUUAGAAUGACAUGACCGUUAAAUUUUAACACAACAUCAUCUAAUAUCGUUUAUUUUUUUUUAAAGAAUGGUUAGGGUUUUUCUUCACGCAUUCAUGACUUUCCAUCGUCAUUACUAUAAUAGACUUAUAUAUAACAUUUAUUUUAUUUUAGAUCUUAUUUUAAUAUCCUUUUCAAGAUGUACUAAGCAUGCAUUUAUAAAUUAAUUUUGGAAGCCUUGCCUCUCUUCUUUAAAAAAAUAAAAUAUGGCCCAACUAUUGAGCCGGUACUGCCUCCUAGUAGAUUGCAUGGCCUCUAUACCAAGUGUCAUUCAUCUGAUGUCUAACCUGUACGUAGCAUGUAGUUAUGGGGGUAUUUGGAUUAGCUUACCCUAAUCAUGUUAAUUACAAAGUUUAAUGGGACAUUAUCUUUUGAUUUCAUACAGACAAUAUUCAUUUGACGAGCUAGGUAUAUACAUACCAACAGUACCCUACUAUACAUAUAUAUAUAUAUAUAUACACACAUGACACACACGAGUAGUGAAACUAGGUCUCGAUCGUCCGUCCUGUGAGAAAGUUCAUGUGGUGUUAGGCUCUAAGAAUGGUAUAAUUAUGCACGUACAGUCGAAUCAAGAUUUGAGCUCGGAUAAGCCAUUAAUAGGACAGCCAAAAACAGUUGAGUUUGGUGGUAUAGAAUAUGAAUCAUGAGCCAGAGAAUUAUUAAUAAUAAUAAAGUGGAAGUGGGAUUUGCGGUGUGACUUUGCAUGGGGUAUUGUGCAGCUAGCUCACUCUUAGGGAUUCCCUCUUAUCUAUCUAUCUAUCUAUCCACAUGUGUAUCUGUACAAAGGAAUUUUACGUAGUGAUGAGGACUAUCAUGUACAGUUUAUCAUGUGUAAAUUAAUUAAUUAAUUAAUUAAAUGCUGUUUAUAAUAUCUUGAACCUCUCCAAAGAUUCAUCUGUAAUGUUACUUUACCUUCCUGUCUUCUUCUUGGAAUUCGAAUGUCCUUCUUGGAUUUCCCAUUAAAAUAAUGGCCUACUCAAAUUCGAUUUUGGACCAACCCCCAUCACGUGAAAUUAGAUUAAAUAAAUAAAAUCGUUGCAACCUGGCAAUUAACCUCUCUCUUCCUGGUGGCCGGCCCUCUCAGAGUCAUAAUAUUUCAACCCCGCGCAAGAAAGUCUCACGUUGCCCCCAGAUCUUUGUCUCUUUACUCUUUGUUCAUCGAGUCCUGUGAGAGAUCAGAAAUGUUGGGUAACUGUGAGAAGAUGGUAGUCAUCCCUCCAACAACAAACGAAUGGUCACAGAAUCAGAUAGAUGAUCAAAAACGUUUGAUGGCUUCUACGGGUAUGGUAAUGGAAAAACCAGUCCUGGACCAACAACAGCAGCAGCAACAAGCCCUCAGGUGUCCGCGCUGCGAUUCAUCUAACACAAAGUUUUGUUACUACAACAACUACAGUUUGUCUCAGCCGAGGCACUUUUGUAAGGCCUGCAAGCGGUACUGGACAAGAGGCGGUACCCUGAGAAACGUUCCGGUAGGUGGUGGUUGCAGGAAAAACAAACGCGUGAAGAGGCCUUCAUCAGCUUCGGCUACUGAUGGAGCUGCUUCUUCUCCAGCUCAUAGUGCAAACCCAGACCCUCCUUCUCAAUCACACAUCGAGAUAUCUUCUACCACGUCAAAUCAUAUCAAUCCUUUGUUUUAUGGGUUUGCCAGUAACCCUUCUGAUAUGAGUCUUCCUUUUCCCAGAUUCAAUCCCAGAGUUUCCAAUGUGGACACUGUUUCUGGGUAUGAUCUCCAACCUCACCUGAAUGCUCUUGGACUUGGGUUUUCGUCUGGAAUUAUGUCUAAUGAGAAGGGUGAUCAGAACCGUUACAGAAAUGGGUUUAACCCUUCUAAGCAAAUCCAAGAUGUUGUUACAUCAAACUCUCUUCUCUCAAGUUAUAAUUCCAUCUUCAGCUCCUCAGCUUUUUCUACUACCACUUCCCCAGCCAUCGCUUCCCCACUCACCUCUAGCUUUCAGCAACAUGAGAAAUUUGUCAAUGGAGGUAUCAAAGACACUCGAGCAGUACUAAAUCAUUUUCAAACCAUAGCACCAUUUGAAGGCUUGCAAAUACUGGCCUCUAAUGAAGCUGGGAUUUCCAUGAAAGAAGUGAAAGUAGAAGACGGCCAGAACAGGUUGGAUUGGAAUGGUUAUUGCCAGAAUCAAAUGGAGCAUGUCGGUAUGUCCGAUCCUUCAUUUUACUGGAACGCAACAAAUAUUAAUGGUGCUUGGAAUGACCCCGGAAACAUCGGGUCUUCGGUCACUUCCCUGAUCUAGCAAAACCAAACAUCAUUUUUCAUUUGUCUCCCUCUUUGUUAGUCAUCUUGGUCGUUGCUGGCAUGGUUACUUGGGUUUCUGUUGAUUACAUCUGUUUGUAGUGAGUCUCAGUAGGGCAGGUUUUAAAAGCAGAAUUUGAAACACACACACACCAAAACAAAAAAACGCAAGAUUUCACAUUAAUUGAAGCAACGAUGGGAGGAGCUUGGAUCCGAGCGAUCAUGUCAGCUGCAGAAAAUCAGCCUAUUAGUUUUAUUAUCAAGGUUGAGACUCCUUAAUUGCGCUGAGAGGAACCUCGGAUCCUCUACAUCUCAUCCCCAUGGGUGUCAUCAGAAUCACCGUAUACGGCGCUACGCAGUGUGGAAGGUUUCAGUAAGUUGGUCGACUUUGUUGUAUGUAUAUAUAUGACCAUGUCUUUUUUCUUUCUUUCUUUGUUUCUAGAUGGAGCUGGGGGUAUAUGUUGCAGUCCUCAAUGAAGAUCAUCUGAGGAACUAAUUAUUUUUACUUAAGUUUACCUUCUUUUUUAUCCUUCUUUGAAGUGUUCAUGAGGGGGAAGGGGGUAUAAAUAUGGUAUAUAUAGAGAAAGAGGGAGAUUUGUUAUCUCAACAUGGCUAGUUAUUAGUUUAUAUA